ACUAGUAGUCUCUCUGGUGAGCUUGUGAUUUUGUUCUCAAUUUUGUGGCAAAAUAGCGACUUCUUUCCUCACAAAACCCCUCACAAUUGUCGCAGUGGACACCAAGGAGUGUAAAUAUCGUGCAGAAAGCGUGCUCCCGUCAGCGUGGCGUGAUCUUUGGGUGAGUUUUUGCGCGACCAAUGACUUGAGCCUCGCACCAUUUCCGUAUUUCAGGCGCUGAGGAACAGGUUGUGACUGGUUUGUCUUCGGCUGCUGUGAUUCCGUGCUCCUUCCACAACAUCCCAUCCGUCGUGCACAAGUACAAGACAAGACAAGAUUGGACAAGAUGUCGAGACAGAGUUCUUUAGGAUCGACUGGCUUGAAGCCAAUAAAUCUAGAAGAGAUUUGGACUGACCUGGAGGAUGGCAUCAACCAGAUCUACCUGCGAGAACGCAACUUGAUCAUCAAGCGUUAUAUGGAGCUUUACACACAUGUCUACAAUUACUGCACCAGCGUGCAUCAGCAGACUGGGCAUGGCCAGGUGGGGCGGACGGCGGUGUCGGCGAAGGUGGCGAAGAAGGGCACGGGCACAGGAUCGACUGGAGGCGCUCAGUUGGUGGGACAGGAGCUGUAUAAGCGGCUCAAGGAGUUUCUGGAGCACUACCUGAAGAACCUGCUGAAGAGUGGCGCCGAUCUGAUUGACGAGGGCGUGCUCACGUUCUACACGAAGCAGUGGGAGGAGUAUCAGUUCUCCAGCAAGGUGCUGAACGGCGUGUGCGCGUAUCUGAACAGGCACUGGGUGCGGCGGGAGUGCGAGGAGGGCCGCAAGGACAUCUACGAGAUCUAUCAGCUGGCGCUGGUGAUAUGGAGGGGCAUUUUGUUCAAGGAUCUGAACAAGCAGGUGACGAAUGCCGUGCUGAAGCUGAUCGAUCGGGAGCGCAAUGGUGAGACCAUCAACUCUCGCCUGGUGUCUGGUGUGAUAAAUUGCUACGUGGAACUGGGUCUCAAUGAGGAUGAUCCCAGUGCCAAGGGGCAGAAUUUAUCAGUGUACAAGGAGAGCUUCGAGAACAUCUUCCUGGAGGACGCGGAGAGGUUCUACAAUCGCGAGAGCACGGACUUUCUCAGGCAGAAUCCGGUGACGGAGUACAUGAAGCGCGUGGAGCAGAGGCUGAAUGAGGAGCAGAAGAGGGUGCAGGUGUAUUUGCAUGAGAGCACACUCGAUCGUCUGGCCAAGACGUGCGAACGUGUGCUGAUCCAGAAGCACCUGGAGAUCUUCCGCACGGAGUUCCAGAAUUUGCUCGAUGCGGAUAAGAACGCAGACUUGGGCAGAAUGUAUUCGCUGGUGGCGCGGAUUGAGUCCAACAUUGGGCUGUCGGAGCUGAAGCAGAUCCUGGAGGUGCACAUUCACAAUCAGGGCCUGGCGGCGAUUGGGAAGUGCGGCGAGGCGGCCGCCAAUGACCCGAAGGUGUAUGUGCAGACGUUGCUGGAGGUGCACAAGAAGUACAAUGCGCUUGUGUUGACGGCGUUCAACAAUGACAAGGGCUUCGUGGCGGCGCUGGACAAGGCGUGCGGCAAGUUCAUCAACACGAAUGCCGUGACGACGGCGAGCAAGAGCUCCAGCAAGAGUCCAGAACUGCUGGCCAAGUACUGUGAUCUGCUGCUGAAAAAGUCCAGCAAGAAUCCAGAGGAGGCGGAGCUCGAGGACACGCUGAAUCAGGUGAUGGUGGUGUUCAAGUACAUUGAGGACAAGGAUGUGUUCCAGAAGUUCUACAGCAAGAUGUUGGCGAAGCGAUUGGUGCACCACAUGAGCGCCAGCGAUGACGCCGAGGCGUCCAUGAUCUCAAAGCUGAAGCAGGCGUGCGGCUUCGAGUACACUAGCAAGCUGCAGCGGAUGUUCCAGGACAUUGGUGUGUCGAAGGAUCUCAAUGAGCAGUUCAGGCAGCACUUGGUCACCAAUAAGCUGCUGAAUGAGAUUGACUUCAGUAUUCAAGUGUUGUCUAGUGGAUCAUGGCCAUUCACACAGAGUUUCACUUUUUCACUGCCAUCCGAGUUGGAACGCUCAGUACAAAGAUUCAACAAUUUCUACGCUGGCCUGCACUCUGGCCGGAAGCUGAACUGGCUCUACAACAUGUGCAAGGGUGAUUUGACAACGAAUUGCUUCAAGAAUCGCUACACACUGCAGGCCAGCACCUUCCAGAUGGCCGUGCUGUUGCAGUUCAACGAACAGACGAGCCUCACGGUGCAGCAGCUCGGCGACAAUACAGGAAUCAACCAGGAGCACCUCGUGCAAGUGCUGCAGAUUCUUCUCAAGGUGAAACUCCUCACUUGCGCCGAUGACGAGACGAAUCUCAACAAUGACUCGCUCAUUGAGCUGCACAUGGGCUUCAAGAACAAAAAGCUGCGCAUCAACAUCAACUUCCCACUGAAGACGGAACUCAAGGUGGAACAGGAGGUGACACACAAGUACAUCGAGGAUGACAGGAAGAUUCUUAUCCAGGCAGCUAUUGUGAGGAUCAUGAAGAUGCGCAAGAAGCUCAAUCACACACAGCUCGUGGCUGAAGUACUCAAUCAACUAUCCACUAGGUUUAAGCCAAAGGUUCCGGUUAUUAAGAAGUGCAUUGACAUCCUGAUUGAGAAGGAAUAUCUGGAGAGGAUGGAAGGCUCAAAGGACACAUACAGCUAUUUAGCGUGAAGGCAUGCAAUCCAUUCAAUGAUGAUGAUGAUGGAAUUCAAUGGCAGAAAUGCACGCGCGCGCGAUUGUCUCAAGUUUGGACAAUGAGCAGUCCUUUUGCGGUGACUUUUAAUUAAAUUAAAAUGAGAUUGAUAAAUUACAAUGAUAGGUAAAUCUAAAUUCAUGUUCUGUUUCUCAUUUUUUUCUGUUUAAACGAUUCAUUUAGUUAUACUUGUCCUCUUUUUUGUAAUCGACGUUGUAAAAAUCAUUAAAUCUUUUACUUAGUGUAAAAUGAGAA
Phlebotomus argentipes is the source of this 2948-nucleotide messenger RNA. It is a transcript of the gene Cul1, whose product is annotated as cullin-1. The coding region runs from base 326 to 2671 and encodes 781 amino acids. Gene Ontology annotation, biological process: protein ubiquitination; SCF-dependent proteasomal ubiquitin-dependent protein catabolic process. NCBI's taxonomy places the organism in Eukaryota, Metazoa, Arthropoda, Insecta, Diptera, Psychodidae. Gene Ontology annotation, cellular component: SCF ubiquitin ligase complex. The transcript has 7 exons. Gene Ontology annotation, molecular function: ubiquitin protein ligase binding. The record is from RefSeq and is a predicted model, not a curated record.